AUGAGCCCGGAGGAGAGCAGGAAGGAGCGGGAGGCGAGGUCCCUGGCACUGGAGAGAGCCUAUGUACACGAUGUCUACGAUCAGAUUUCGGCUCACUUCUCCAGCGCAAGAUACCGGGCUUGGCCUCGAGUCAGACAGUUCCUCACCGACCUCGAGCCUGGAGCCUUUGUGGCAGACGUAGGCUGUGGUAAUGGCAAAUACCUGCAUAUCAACCAUCAGGUAUUUAAAGUCGGUGUGGACAGGUGCUUCAACCUAACAGGCGCGGCAAGAGAGCGAGAUCACGAGGUGAUGGUGAGCGACAACCUGGCCCUUCCGUUCCGCGACGAGAGCUUCGACGCCGCGCUCAGCAUCGCGGUCAUCCACCACUUCGCCACGACCGAGCGCCGGGUCCGGGCCCUCCGCGAACUGGCCCGGAUUCUCAAGAUCGGGGGCCGCCUUAUGAUCAGUGUCUGGGCCAUGGAACAGCGCCAUCGCCAGUUCGAGUCCCAGGACGUGUUGGUUCCGUGGCACCGUCCCGAACAGUCUUCCAGUGACGACAAAGCCUCGAGUGUGGAGAGGGACCUGAACUCUACCACGACAGAUGAUGAUGAUGUGCUGCACUACCACGCUCAUAACCACAGCGAUAGUGAUUCCUGUUAUCGUAUAGGCAAGGAAGAUCCCCAACCUGUUGCUCUCAAGCUCCACUGGUCCCCAUCAAGCCCCCAAGCCAGUUCUCUAAGCCCGCUCCCCUCCCGCAGGUGUGGCAGCCGGCGCAACGGCCGCAGGCGCACCCGGUCCCGCGCCAUAGACCCCGCGGGCGCCGCCUCCUCGUCACAAAGCUCCUCGGACCUGAGUAGCCCAAAUGAAUCGUGCUACAGCUUCGUCCGGCGGGCACUACAGGUAGCCUCCGACACUAGCAACCAGAAACUGACAAGUAGUCGGCGAGGGUCUGCAUCGUCAGGAAGGUCGUGGUUCAUGCACGGGGGAAGUUUCUCGGGCUUCAGGGGGUCAGAUGGCCGCUCCCUCAACAUGGAGAGCGGCGGCACGGCUGAGCCUCGGCCGUCCUUCAGCGACGAACACCACCAGCGCCCUUCUGUGAGCAACGACGGCUCCCUGGACUCUCAGGAGAACUUGGAUGACGUGCCUAUCGAGCUCCGGCAUCUGGAGCCCGAAGACCCCGCGCUGCUAGACAUCCCGCCGUCGCCCGCACCCUUCCUGCCGCACGCGACCGCCGCCUCGGCAGACCCGGACACGAAAGCCAAGUCCAAGAGCCUGACUGACCUUGUCCAGGCUUCCCCUCGGUCUCCCGGAAAUCCAGUCUGUCCAUCGGGGGUGCUGUCGGUGCGGGAAAAGUCCAUUAGCAGGGAGGCACUGGAUAUGGGCCGGGCGGGGGUUAGUGAUAUACUCGGUAGUGUUUUACGCUCAAAGUCUAGCUCGUCUUGUUUUUCACUCUCUAGCCACGAGAUGUCUAGCGGUGAGGGAGCAAGGGGGUGUUCCGGGGGGGCCAAGGGCAUAGAAGGUGAUGCCGCGAGUGCUAGAGUAACCAGUGAAAAACCCAAGGUGGAGGAAACUAAGGUGAGCGAGGGGGGCAGCCCUCGAGUGAGUAGGAAAAGACCUACACUUAAGAAACAAAAGGCUUCGAUAAAUGAAAGUGACGUGAAUGACAUUGAUAUGCCAAUAGUUAUAGAGAUAAGCAAAGCCCCCAAGACAGCCGAGGUGGUCAAUGUACCAGUUGCGACAGAUGACAAGGACCAUUUAAGCAUUCCUAAAGGGUUAGGCAUAAUAAAGCAAAGUUCCCUUAAUGAUGAGUAUAUAUGUAUUGAUAGAUUUUUAGAAAAGGAAAAGUUAAAACAAAGCAUUCAGAAGCAAAGCUCGCUCAACGAGGACCUCAUAUAUGGCAACAAGGAGGAGAGGCAGGAAACCAUGAGAGAGUCGUUGUUCGCCACACAGAUCAAGAGGCUGCAGAACAUCAGGGAGAGUCUCCAGCAGAGGCUGAGAACAGCGAGCCUCGACCGUUUUGAGCGAGAGAAGUCGGACUCGUCUCUGAAGGCAGGGAUUGUGAAGCUCCUCCAGUCCUGGAAGAGCGAGAUCCUCGUCACAGCUGGCACAAAACCAACAGCUGAUGAAGGAAGCGCUGGACGGGAGGGCGAGCCAUCGACAGGUCCUCUGGGAGAAGGUGAAGACGACCAGCAGGCAUCCAGCAGCAAGAAACACAACGAGAUCAAACCUAAAGCUCAAAGCAUAUUUCAGAUGGGAAGAUCGAGCGACAGUGCCGAUGGCGGGGGUGACAAAUCAGUGACACGUGGGGUGGAGAAGAAGUUCCUCGGAAGAGAACCUGGCGAUAGGAAGUCAUCCCGCGAGGAAAGUUCCGACAGCUCAAAGGAGAACAGCUUCCAGAGUGAUACCAGCCUAGAUUCUGAGGAUAGCUGUGUCUCGGUCAUCUUCGUGCCUAAGCCAGGCCAGGCUGGCAUCGUCCCGGGUGCAGACAAGGAGCGGAACAGAUCAGUCUCUUCAGAGUCGUCCGAGGGCUCCGAUAAGCAGCACUGUCCCGGAGGGCGCUACUUUGCCCCUUCGCGGUAUCUGGGCACGAAGGGUACUGGUAAAACAGGGCCCAAGAUGGGCACCCAAGUGCUGGGAGGGACAACCAGGGCGGAGCAGCAGGCCAGACGGCUCAGCCCCCCCUCCUCGGAAGGAAAUCAGGAUAUUGUUGUGAACACAUCGAAUCCUAACACCCUCACCACCACAACCACCAACAAUGAGGCAAGUGGUGACUCUCUGACUGCAACAGUCCCUAAAGUUGCUGUGCCUACUCUAGAAAUGCCAUCAGCGUCACCGCUAGUGUCAUCAGCACACCCUUCACAAGAUAAGGCUGGGCCACCUCCACCCACAGCACUGAAGAUGCCUCCUGUCGUGACUUCCACGAAAGCAACUACCUCCACUGUAGCCACUACCUCCACACACUCCACCCUACAGAGCUCUUCACCACAACAAUCACAUAAGUACAUUCCGAAGUAUGAGCCUCAAGUAGUGAAGCGCGAUACGAGCUUCACGCAGCAGCUGUCCUCGUUGUUGCUUGGCGAGAACGUCGAGAUCAUCCGGAAGACGGGACGUACGGGCACCCGCAACGUGCAGAUCGUGCGUCGGACUGUCCCGCGGUUCCUCACCUUCGAAGUUUUCAACCCCGAGACAGACGACCUGGACAGCGACUCCUCGGCGAGCUCCUCCCCGAACUCGGGUAGCUCCGUGAUCGAGCGCGGGUGGCCUACCGAACGCGACAUCGAGGAAUUGGACCGAGAGAUCAAGCGGCGAGAGGAGGAGGAGCGCCGUCGUGCUGUGCCUUCCUCGUCAGGAGGUGGAGCCACCCCCGCGGAGAGGGUCAUGCCACCGCCGCCCGCCGAGGUGCCCAAAGUGUCCUUAGUUGAAGAUGUUCACAGGAUGGAUACCAUAAGCGAGGACGCAGGUGAACAUUCAGGUACUGAAUCCAAUGGUGGUAGAGCAGACAAGAAGAGAACCAGUAGACCCCUAGUACCAGCACCUCUCGUAGCCAAACCACAAGUCAUUCCUAAACCACCCGCUAGAACCUCAUCCAAAUGUAGAUCGCCUGUUGAACAAUAUAGAAUACCCAUGGAACAGUUUACUUCAGGCGGUGGAUCCAGAAGAGAGUACGACUUCGGGAGACAGAGGUCCUCUAGCAUGAGUGCGGCCGCGGCCUGUGACUCCGACUGGAGGUUCGAAGGUUACUCGACGAAAUCCGGCACAGCCUCUUCGACCUUGAUGGCUGCCGCCCCUUCAGCUUCGAGUUCGAUUUUGGAUUACGGGAGGGAGGUUCCCUUGAGGAAAAGUCCCACCUCGAGAAGGAAACUGACCAUCUGCCAUCUCGACCAGCCUCCUCUGCCUCUUCAGUCGACAUUGGAGCAAGUGCCUGAAGCCAGGAAGUCUACCAUGCGAAGUCCCGACCCUCUGCAUGAGAGACUAAGUUUACGCACGCGGGUUUCAGAGCGCCACCCGCCGCCCAAGGCGCUGUCACCGCUGGGUUCCGAAGGGACGAGCAGAGGCGACAUGAAGCCCUGGGCAGAGGUAGCCAUAAAGCCAUUCACCGAAACUAUGGGUAUGCCUCCUUCGUCAUCCUGGAGAGGCAGGUACUCCCCAGAGGGUAGCAUUUUCAAGAGCAUACCAGAAUAUGACAAAGGGGUAGCGCAAAAGAAGGCUCAGGAGGCUAAGAAAAGCUCCUUGGAACUGCCCUUCUCAUCGUCGCCGUAUCGGUCGUCCCUCUCCCCGAGCAGCAGUGUGUCGUCCACAUCCCCGUCGGUGCCAAGAGAACUUGGGAAGGAGGACCCGCUGACCAAGAGUCCUCUCCUCAGUUCGCCAACUCUUUCCACCAGCAGCGGCGAAUCCAGGUCAAGCUCCCAAAUGACAAUGGCUCUCUUUGGGAAAGAAUCCCGCGAGAACCCGUUCUCACUGGAGAUGUUCAAGAUGAACAGGAGCGAGAGCAGCCUCCCUCUUUUGAGUCCCGAUGAAUCUCAACCCAACCACGGCACUUUCAAAGAGCCAGUUAAGCCUAUUGUGCUGAAGGAGCCUAAGAGGACACAGAGACUCAAGCACGAUGCUGACGAACCCAAAAAAGACACUAAACAUCGUAGCAGCCACGCCUCAUGUAAGACGUCUGCGAAAGAAGGCGACAAACUAAGCAGCAAGGAUGAUUUCUCGAACAAGCAGAGGAAGUCCCACACUAGCUCUCUCAAGGUCCGGAUUGACGAGACAAAACAGAAGGAAACGACGACUACCGGCAAGAAGAUGUGUCGUCUUUGCGCCCGUGAGAAUGAUAAGCGACAGAAGAAGAAGAAACAAGAGCAGCUGGCGCAUGAGCUGAGGGAACAACAGCAGCAGCUGAGUGGUGGAAGCUUUAGCGGUGGAGGGGCUUCCUCUAAGAGAAGGUCGGCCUCCAAUCAAGGCAAAGGAAGCGACGGAGGCUGGCGGAGAGGAGAGCUCCGGUCCCAGGGAUCCCUCGACUCUGCGAGGGAGAAGGAAUCCCAAGCUUCGAAAUCCACCCCUCCUCUCAUCCGCAGUGGAUCGCUGGACCUGGAGAAGGCCGAGAGAAAUCAAAGGGAGGGAGGCCUCAGCCGAGAUGCCUCUCUCUCCAACUCCCAGGACUCCCUGCAGAGCGACAUGGGAGGGGCGCCCACGUUGCACCGCUACUACCAUGUGUUCAGGGAGGGUGAGCUCGAUCAGCUGAUUGAAAAAUACGUUCAGAACCUUCACAUCAUCUCUUCGUAUUACGAUCACGCAAACUGGUGUAUUGUCGCGGAGAAAGUACAGGUUUGGACCAUAUGAGUGCAGUGAUUACCUGUCAACUUCGCGUGCCCGCCACAGAGACUGAAUGGCAUCGGAAACUCGAUCCCGAAUCUACUGGGACACAGAAACUGAGCAUGGAAGUUGACAAAGACUUUUAAGAAGUAGUCAAAGA
Messenger RNA from Penaeus monodon (black tiger shrimp), 5443 nucleotides. RefSeq lists its product as uncharacterized. Gene Ontology annotation, cellular component: nucleus; cytoplasm. The coding region runs from base 1 to 5310 and encodes 1769 amino acids. The record is from RefSeq and is a predicted model, not a curated record. Gene Ontology annotation, biological process: tRNA wobble uridine modification. Gene Ontology annotation, molecular function: S-adenosylmethionine-dependent methyltransferase activity; tRNA binding. The transcript has 13 exons. NCBI's taxonomy places the organism in Eukaryota, Metazoa, Arthropoda, Malacostraca, Decapoda, Penaeidae.